Messenger RNA from Pyrus x bretschneideri (Chinese white pear), 1736 nucleotides. RefSeq names its product integrin-linked protein kinase 1-like. Gene Ontology annotation, biological process: protein phosphorylation. NCBI's taxonomy places the organism in Eukaryota, Viridiplantae, Streptophyta, Magnoliopsida, Rosales, Rosaceae. Gene Ontology annotation, molecular function: protein kinase activity; protein binding; ATP binding. The transcript has 11 exons. The record is from RefSeq and is a predicted model, not a curated record. Bases 155 to 1453 code for a protein of 432 amino acids.
UAACCAACAAAACCAACCGACUAUCCCCAAAAGUCACCCCACCUUCCCGUUUCCACCAAAACAACAAAAAACAGAUAAUAAAUUAAAAUUAAUUAAAAUACGAGCAUUUGCCGAUCCGUAUUCCACAUUCCAAACUCCGAUCCGCUCUUCACUGAUGAGCUCCGAAGCUUCCGACUCGUCCGGUGGCGGGUGUGCUUUCACGGCCGACAAGGACAAGCAGAAGGAGAAGGCCCGAGUCAGCCGCACCUCCCUCAUACUCUGGCACGCCCACCACAACGAUGUCGUCGCCGUCCGCAAGCUCCUCGAGGAGGAUCAAUCCCUCGUCCACGCCCGCGACUACGACAACCGCACUCCGCUCCACGUCGCCUCGCUCCACGGCUGGAUCGACGUCGCCAAGUGCCUUAUUGAGUAUGGCGCCGAUGUCAACGCCCAAGAUCGCUGGAAGAACACUCCUCUGGCUGAUGCUGAAGGAGCUAAGAAGCAUAAGAUGAUUGAGCUUCUGAAAUCGUACGGUGGCUUGUCUUAUGGCCAAAAUGGGAGCCAUUUCGAACCGAAGCCGGUGCCGCCCCCUCAGCCCAACAAGUGUGAUUGGGAGAUUGAACCGUCUGAACUCGACUUCUCCAGCUCACUUACGAUAGGGAAGGGCUCUUUUGGCGAAAUUUUAAAAGCGCAUUGGCGUGGGACACCAGUUGCUGUCAAACGCAUUCUUCCAUCUCUUUCUGGUGAUAGAUUGGUGAUCCAAGACUUCCGGCAUGAAGUUAAUUUGCUAGUGAAGCUUCGUCAUCCUAAUAUUGUCCAAUUUCUUGGAGCUGUCACUGAGAAGAAGCCCCUUAUGCUAAUAACGGAGUAUUUAAGAGGGGGUGAUCUUCAUCAGUACCUCAAGGAAAAGGGUGCACUUAGUCCUACAACGGCAAUUAACUUUGCUUUGGAUAUUGCCAGAGGCAUGGCUUAUCUUCACAACGAGCCAAAUGUUAUAAUUCACCGAGACCUAAAACCAAGGAAUGUUCUCUUAGUCAAUUCUAGUGCCGACCAUUUAAAAGUUGGAGAUUUUGGAUUAAGCAAGCUCAUCAAGGUUCAGAAUUCUCAUGAUGUAUACAAGAUGACCGGCGAAACUGGAAGUUACCGCUAUAUGGCUCCUGAAGUUUUUAGGCACCGGAGAUAUGAUAAGAAGGUUGACGUGUUCUCUUUUGCAAUGAUACUAUACGAGAUGCUUGAAGGGGACCCACCACUUUCGAAUUACGAGCCUUAUGAAGCAGCCAAAUAUGUGGCGGAAGGACACAGGCCUUUGUUUCAUGGAAAAGGUCACACCCCGGAACUGAAAGAGUUAAUAGAGCAGUGUUGGUCUCACGACAUGAACCAGAGGCCUUCUUUCUUGGACAUUCUCAAAAGGCUUGAGAAGGUAAAGGAAAAAGCUCUACAAGCAGACCAUCACUGGAACAUAUUUAAUGCAUAAAUUUGAAAGUAUCGACGUUGCCAGGUACAUAAGUGAAAGUGAUCCUCUGCCACUCACUUGUAGUUCCGGAUCUGCACUGGGAUUGUGAAUAGGCUAAACCGUGAAAUCUUGCGAGAGUAAUUGUUGCGACUAGCGUUCUACUACUCUGUUUCAGAUUCUUAUUGUGAACGGCAUUUUUCCUUUCUCUUUUUUUUUUUUUUUUUUUUUCUGCAUAACAGUACGUCGUCGUCUUACAAACUUGUCCAAAUUAACGUAUGAGAAUUUUCAUGUUUUGACUUGAUAA